CGAGGUUGUCGCAAGCAAAGCCCAAAAAAACUUGAUUAACAAUUUGAUUUUAUCUAUCUAUCCGUGUGGGAAGAGAGAGAGAGAAAGAGAGAGAGGAGAGAGAGAGAGAGAGAGAGAGAGAGAGAGAGAGCGUAGACGAUGGCGAUGGUAGAGAGCAAUGUUGUCGUCGUUGUGAUUGUUGUUGUAGUUGUUGUAGUUAUGCUUCUUCUCAUCUUUCUCCUUAUCCUUCUCUUCUUCAAGCCAUGGCGUUUUUUUCUCUCUUCCUCUUCUACUCGCUCUCACACAAUCAAGGUUGAUGAUCUAGAUAGGCCCCUUGUUUCAGACGAUGAGGAUCUUAUCCGAAACCAAAGCAAUGAAUUGCGAAUUGAUUAUGAUCUGGAGGGAGCAAGUCUUCAAAAUGAAGGGCAUUUCCGUUCACCUCGGACUUAUGGACGCCUUUAUAAACAAAGGCUUCCCACUGUAUCUCACCAUACAACUCGAGGUGAUAGCUUGGGUGUAGAUGUAAUCUCUGAUCCUCCGGAAGAUUUAUUGUUUGGUCAGACACUUAGGCGCCCUUUGUCAACAGACCAAAUAUCGGAAAUCCAAAAACAUGGUAGACAGAGUUUAGAAGAUGAAAAAUUUCAAGAGUUUGUGAUCAAGGAUAUUCUAGAUCAAAGAAGCUGCCUCACCCUGGAGGUUAUCUCUGGUCCAUCUCGUGGGCUUCGUUGUUCUGUACAGUCAACAAAUACAUCUAGGCUUCCACUGACCCUUGGAAGGGUUUCUCCAAGUGAUUUAUUAUUGAAGGAUUCAGAGGUGUCAGGAAAGCAUGCAAUGAUAAACUGGAAUUCAAAUAAAAUGAAGUGGGAACUUAUAGACAUGGGUAGCCUAAAUGGAACACUUUUAAAUUCACAGUCAAUCAACCAUCCUGAUUCUGGUAGUCGACAUUGGGGUGACCCAAUAGAGCUUGCAAGUGGAAAUGUAAUAACUCUUGGCACAACCUCCAAAUUAUAUGUUCACAUUACGUCUCAAACUGAGUCUCAGAUCCCCUUUGGAGUUGGUGUGGCAUCGGAUCCAAUGGCUGUGCGUAGAGGAGGAAAGAAGCUUCCAAUGGAAGAUGUGUGCUAUUAUCAAUGGCCUCUUCCUGGUGUUGACAAGUUUGGUUUAUUUGGCAUCUGUGAUGGACAUGGUGGAGCAGGAGCUGCCAAAUAUGCUAGCAAAAUUUUACCUGAGAAGGUUGCUGAUAUUUUGUCGGAUUCACUAAAAAGAGAGAGGAUUUUAUCACUACGUGAUGCUUCCGAUGUUCUGAGGGAUGCAUUCUCUCAGACAGAAGCAUGCAUGAAUCAUAAUUAUGAGGGUUGUACUGCAACGGUGCUUCUGGUAUGGACUGAUGGUGAUGAAAAUUUCUUUGCGCAAUGUGCAAAUGUUGGGGAUUCAGCUUGUGUUAUGAAUGUUGAUGGAAAACAGAUUAAGAUGACCGAAGACCAUAGAAUAACUAGUUAUUCUGAAAGACUUCGAAUUGAAGAAACAGGAGAACCAUUGAGAGAUGGGGAAACUCGUCUCUGUGGUUUGAACCUUGGCCGAAUGCUUGGAGACAAAUUUCUUAAACAACAGGAUUCCCGCUUCAGUUCAAUGCCUUAUAUAAGUCAAGUUGUACAUAUCAAUCAAGCUAGUGGGACGUUUGCACUACUGGCCAGUGAUGGGUUCUGGGAUGUCAUUGGUGCAAAGAGGGCAAUACAACUAGUCCUUCAGACAAGGGAGAGAUACUCAACAGAUGAGAGUUCAGCAGAGAAGAUUGCUAAUUAUUUGUUGAGUGAGGCUAGAACAUUGCGUACAAAGGAUAACACUUCUAUAGUUUUCUUAGAUUUUGAUACCAAUAGAAGCUCAUGUAAAGUUGAAUCUUGAUUUGAAUCAAAAGGUUUUAGUGUUUCAGUAAUGAUUAUAUUUGUUUUCUUUUGUUUUUUGAAGUGCUGUACCAUCUAUUUUCUCUUCUUUCAAGUAAUAUCCACCCAAAUAUAGAUGUAUAUCUGGUCUGGCUCCUUAGUACUAGAAGAGUAAGAAGCUGCUUCAAGAUGUAUGGUGCAGAUGGCAAUGGAAGUAAGCCUAAGCAAAUGCGGAAAGCUUGAACUGAACCUAGAAUCAUGGUUUACAAGCAGACUCCUAUGGUGCUGUGAGAGGAAGAAAUUGGUGUCAUGAGGGACAAAGUGGUCCUUGAUCCGAGAUAUCUCCAUUGCACAAGAUGGUUUUUUCUGAGGGACUAUCUCAAAGACAAGAACUUACUUGGAAUGAUUAACCAUUUGGCAAUUGAGGUGAAGCUAUAAUGCAAGUUAGAACGAGAGAAACAUGAAAGAAUGAUAUUUGAGGUUGCUGUUAUGCACUUAAAGCCAGAUAAGGAAAAAGGGAAGAAUAACCUUUUAGGCUUUUACAUUGCUAGUGCUAUGUAAAAUUUUGGUUAGUUAAUCAGGAUAGUCCUUGUCCUUCGCAUGUUGGAGUAAAAUUUUCUUCCAUUUUCCCA
Molecule: messenger RNA, 2491 nt
Organism: Quercus lobata
Lineage: Eukaryota; Viridiplantae; Streptophyta; Magnoliopsida; Fagales; Fagaceae
Gene: KAPP
Product: kinase associated protein phosphatase
Exons: 13
Coding region: 139-1881 (580 amino acids)
Biological process (GO): protein dephosphorylation
Molecular function (GO): protein binding; cation binding; protein serine/threonine phosphatase activity
Source: RefSeq, a predicted model, not a curated record